Messenger RNA from Nelumbo nucifera (sacred lotus), 1000 nucleotides. RefSeq names its product beta-mannosyltransferase-like protein. The record is from RefSeq and is a predicted model, not a curated record. Lineage: Eukaryota; Viridiplantae; Streptophyta; Magnoliopsida; Proteales; Nelumbonaceae.
UCGAGGUACCAAGGUAAUGGACGCUUACAUUGGUUCCUAGUCCCGGCCGGAUUGUAUGUUCGGUGCCGGAACAUCCUGAUGCAGAUAUCAGGCGAUAAGUGAAGCAAUUGAGCAAGAGAUGCCGAGAAGCGGCAGACCUAUGUGAUUCCAGUGUUUCGGAAUAUUGAGAUAUCUAUUUCUGGUCGUCAUUAGAUAUGUCGCUGAGAAUUAAAGCUGUGGUAGAUAAGUUCGUGCAGGAACUGAAAGAAGCCCUCGAUGCAGACAUCCAAGACAGGAUCAUGAAGGAGAGGGAGAUGCAGAGCUAUAUAGAAGAGAGGGAAAGAGAGGUUGCAGAGAGGGAGGCUGCUUGGAAAGCUGAGCUAUCUCGCCGUGAGGCUGAGAUUGCACGGCAAGAAGCAAGACUAAAAAUGGAAAAAGAAAACCUUGAGAAAGAAAAAAGUGUUCUGAUGGGAACUGCAUCAAAUCAAGAUAACCAGGAUGGAGCCCUUGAAAUCACUGUUAGUGGCGAGAAAUACCGAUGUCUGAGGUUUUCCAAGGCUAAAAAAUGAGGUUUAAAUGUUGAAAAUAAGGGAGGAAAUAUGGAGACAACUUCCAGGUCUCUUGAUGCUAUCAAUUCUUUACCGACCAUGAGGCCCUUGAUGCAAUUUACGCAAGAACUUGUUUCAUAAGGUGCAAUGAUGGUUUAAUUGCAUAUAUUAUCUAAAUUCAAUGGGAAUAACCGGUGGGCUGACGGGGUGCUUCAAGUUGUAUGUGUGGUCUGUUUUUCAGUUGAAAAGGGUUUGGUAACGCAAUAAUGGUGUAAUUCAAGUAGACAAGCUGUAUCUUAGUGUUUGCUUUUUUUUCUUCCUUUGUAUCUUGACGAUAUCCAGUCAGUACUGUUACUCAUGUAAAUGGUGAACUUGCUCACUUAACACUUGUUGAUACAAUGGGCCAAAAGUUGCUCCGAUGUUGUGCAGAUUACAUUUGUACGAUUAUCGUGAUUUACUUGCCUCCUUUGCUA